Messenger RNA from Manis javanica (Malayan pangolin), 1080 nucleotides. Lineage: Eukaryota; Metazoa; Chordata; Mammalia; Pholidota; Manidae. The record is from RefSeq and is a predicted model, not a curated record.
GGGAAGUGAGAAGUUCCAGUGCUCUGCCAUCGAUAGGGGGAGCCGGCCCUCUGGGUUCGACCCUUCGUUAGGCGUCUGGGGCUGGGGGUUAGGGAGUUGGCGGGGCGUAGGGCACCUUGAGGCCCCAGGCUCGGAGGACCGGAGAAUGGCGGCCUUAGGGUCCCCGGCGCGCACGUUACGGGCCCUUCUACGGGAGUUACGCUGCAUGAACGCGGCCACUGGCCGACCCUAUCGCGACACCGCGGCCUAUCGGUACCUCGUGAAGGCUUUCCGUGCACAUCGGGUCACCAGUGAGAAGUUGUGCAGAGCCCAACAUGAGCUUCACUUCCAAGCUGCCACCUAUCUCUGCCUCCUACGCAGCACCCGUGAACAUGUGGCUCUUCAUCAGGAGUUUCAUGGCAAGGACUGCAAGCUCCCUAUGAGCAAGGCCCGUGUUCCUUCACCUUUGCAGUCUCCAGAGCACGUCCACAGUGGCAUACCCAGCACUGUUCAGUCAGCGCUUUGAAUGCAUGGCUUGGAGUACACUCUGAACAGAACCAUUCCGGAAGCAUUUCAAAACAGCAUCUCUUCUAAGAGAUUAAUAUUAAUAUAAUGGAAUUAAGAGGUCAAAUAAAUAUUCAGUUGAACAGAUAAAAAAACUAGAAAUGUUUAACAUACAUUUUUCCCCCUGCUUUAUUUUGUGAGUAUGGGUAUAUUAAUAUUCUAUGAAAAUUUUUACAUUGGUAAGAGGAAGCAAAAGGAUUAAGAUUGGUUGGUAUUUUGAUUUCCUUUGUUAUUAAAAUACUAUAUAUACAAUAAGUAACAUUUUAAAAUAAAGACAUUUGAGUCAGAACUGCCUAACAGGGUAAGAAAUAUUUAUCACAGGUUUGAACUCAUAUAGCCCUAGGUUUUAAUCCCACCUUGAUAGUUUACCAGCUGUGUGAUCUUGGGCAAUUAGUUGACCUGAGUUUGUUCCCUCUUCUGUAAAAUGGGAAUGCCACCAUUGUGGUUGUAAUUAAUAAAGAAUAAUGUUGACAUGAAACACUUACACAGUACCUAAUUAGUGCCUGACAAAAACAUUAAAAUCUUGUUUUUACUGUA